AUGGAGUCCACACCUCCCUCAACCAUGUCAGAAACUGGUAAACUACACAUAGUUAUGUUCCCAUGGUUAGCUUUCGGUCACAUGCUCCCCUUCCUCGAGGUCUCAAGGCUCAUCGCCCAAAAGGGUCACAAAAUCUCCUUCGUAUCCACUCCUCGAAACAUCGAUCGCCUCCCAAAACUUCCUCCAAACGUAGCUCCUCUCAUCAACUUUGUAAAACUUCCUCUACCCCAUGUCGAAAAUCUCCCCGAAAACGCCGAGUCCACCUCCGACCUACCUUACCACAUGGUCAAGUACCUCAAGAGAGCCUAUGAUCUCCUCCAACAGCCAUUGACAAGCUUUCUAGAAGCUGCUUCUCCUGAUUGGGUUAUCUAUGACAUGAUAUCUUAUUGGGUAGGUGCAAUUGCAGCUAAGCUACACAUUUCAAGUGCUUUAUUCUGUAUCUUCAUUGCCUCUUCUAUGACUUAUUUCGGACCAGCUUCAUUCUUGCUGGAACCUCCAAACGAUUAUCCGAAGAAGCUGGAGGACUUCACCGUCCCGCCCAAGUGGGUUCCGUUCAAAUCAACGGUUGCUUUUUGA
This is a messenger RNA of Cornus florida, 576 nucleotides long. Its product is annotated as putative UDP-rhamnose:rhamnosyltransferase 1. The record is from RefSeq and is a predicted model, not a curated record. Bases 1 to 576 code for a protein of 191 amino acids. Lineage: Eukaryota; Viridiplantae; Streptophyta; Magnoliopsida; Cornales; Cornaceae. The transcript has a single exon.